Penicillium angulare is the source of this 510-nucleotide messenger RNA. RefSeq names its product CFEM domain-containing protein. The transcript has 3 exons. The record is from RefSeq and is a predicted model, not a curated record. Bases 1 to 510 code for a protein of 169 amino acids. Lineage: Eukaryota; Fungi; Ascomycota; Eurotiomycetes; Eurotiales; Aspergillaceae.
AUGAAGGUCUCUCCAGUCGUUCUGGCUCUGGCCAACCUGAUCUCGGCGGCGACAGCCCAGCUGAGUGACUUGCCCACAUGUGCCCAAAGCUGUGCAACCAACGCAAUCCCCAGCAACUGUGGCAUUGAUGUCGCCUGCAUUUGCAACAGUAGCUCAUUCUUAGCCAGCAUCGCUUGCUGCAUUGCAGGCAAAUGUGACGAGGCAGACCAAGAGAAGACCCUCAAGGCAGCCAAGGGAAUAUGCGCUGCAGGCGGCGUGACCGACAUUCCCACGACUGUCGCCUGCACAACUGGAUCAGCAGCUAGCGCCGCAAGCACUGCAAGCACCACAAGCACCGAUAAUUCAAAUUCUACUAUCACCAGCUCCUCAGCCUCGAAGACCACAGGUUCAAGCUCAGCCACAUCGGCCUCGGCCUCCACCUCCACUGCUGGUGCUAUUCUUGGCCAAGCCACAGACGUGUCUCUCAUGGCUGCCGCUGGAGUCGCCGCCGCUUUCGCCAUAUUUGUUUAA